CCCGCUCCCCUGGAGUGGGAGGCAGCGGUCGCGGCGGGAGCAGGCCGGCGCCGUGCGGGUGGCAGUGACAGGAGGCGCGAGCCGGUGCCCCCUCCCCCACGCGGCACGCUGCGUCCCCGAGGCCGCCGCCCGAAUCUCCGCGAUGGAGCCCGCAGUGUCCCUGGCCGUGUGCGCCCUGCUCUUUUUGCUCUGGAUCCGCGUGAAAGGGCUUGAGUUCGUGCUAAUCCACCAGCGCUGGGUGUUCGUGUGCCUCUUCCUGCUGCCUCUCUCGCUCAUCUUCGACAUCUACUACUAUGUGCGCGCCUGGGUGGUGUUCAAGCUCAGCAGCGCGCCGCGGCUGCACGAGCAGCGCGUGCGGGACAUCCAGAAACAGGUCCGAGAAUGGAAGGAGCAGGGCAGCAAGACGUUCAUGUGCACCGGGCGCCCCGGCUGGCUCACAGUCUCACUGCGGGUUGGGAAGUACAAGAAGACACACAAAAACAUCAUGAUCAACAUGAUGGAUAUUCUGGAGGUAGACACCAAGAAACAGAUUGUCCGUGUGGAGCCCUUGGUGACCAUGGGACAGGUGACUGCCCUGCUGACCUCAAUUGGCUGGACGCUGCCUGUGUUGCCUGAACUCGAUGACCUCACCGUAGGGGGCUUGAUCAUGGGCACCGGCAUCGAGUCAUCAUCCCACAAGUAUGGCUUGUUCCAGCACAUCUGCACAGCCUACGAACUGGUCCUGGCCGAUGGGAGCUUUGUGCGAUGCACGCCGUCAGAAAACUCAGAUCUGUUCUACGCUGUGCCCUGGUCCUGUGGGACACUCGGCUUCUUGGUGACCGCCGAGAUCCGAAUCAUCCCUGCCAAGAAGUAUGUCAAGCUGCGGUUCGAGCCAGUGCGGGGCCUGGAAAAUAUCUGUGACAAGUUUUCCCGCGAGUCCCAGCGGCUGGAGAACCACUUCGUGGAGGGGCUGCUCUACUCCCUUGAUGAGGCUGUCAUCAUGACGGGCGUCAUGACAGACGAAGCAGAGGCCAGCAAGCUGAAUAGCAUUGGCAGUUACUACAAGCCAUGGUUCUUCAAGCACGUGGAGAAAUACCUGAAGACAGACCAAGAGGGCCUGGAGUACAUUCCCCUGAGGCAGUAUUAUCACCGCCACACGCGCAGCAUCUUCUGGGAGCUCCAGGACAUCAUCCCCUUCGGCAACAACCCUGUUUUCCGCUACCUCUUUGGAUGGAUGGUCCCUCCCAAGAUCUCCCUCCUGAAGCUGACCCAGGGCGAGACCUUGCGCAAGCUGUACGAGCAACACCACGUGGUGCAGGACAUGCUGGUGCCCAUGAAGUGCAUGCUGCAGGCACUGCACACCUUCCACAACGACAUCCACGUCUACCCCAUCUGGCUGUGCCCAUUCAUCCUACCCAGCCAGCCAGGUUUGGUACACCCCAAAGGAGAUGAGGCCGAGCUCUACAUCGACAUUGGGGCCUAUGGGGAGCCACGCGUGAAGCACUUUGAAGCCAGGUCCUGCAUGAGGCAGCUGGAGAAGUUCGUCCGAAGCAUGCAUGGGUUCCAGAUGCUGUAUGCUGACUGCUACAUGAACCGGGAGGAAUUCUGGGAGAUGUUUGAUGGCUCCCUGUACCACAAGCUGCGGGAGCAGCUCAACUGCCAGGACGCCUUCCCUGAGGUUUAUGACAAGAUCUGCAAGGCUGCCAGGCACUGAGCCACAGCCCCUUUGAGAGAGACACACGUGGACCCUGUCCCCCAGGGCUAGGAGGCAACUUCCCUUCACCAAGCUCAACUGCUCUCCAGCUCCACACUUUCAGAUAGAAGCCCCUCCAGUAGUCCUACCCAGAUAGCCCCGUGGCUUCCUCCCAGCUCCCAAGGACAACCUAGUGGAGUGAAAGAGCCUGGGAUCCGGAAUCAGAUAAACUUGACUCCAGUUUCCAGUUUAGCCACUCAUUAGCUGUGCAUCUUUGGGUGAAUCAGUUAAUCCCUCUGAGCCCCAGUUUCUUCAUCCGUCCAAAGGGGAUACUAUCUACCU
Molecule: messenger RNA, 2014 nt
Organism: Chrysochloris asiatica (Cape golden mole)
Lineage: Eukaryota; Metazoa; Chordata; Mammalia; Afrosoricida; Chrysochloridae
Gene: DHCR24
Product: 24-dehydrocholesterol reductase
Exons: 9
Coding region: 143-1693 (516 amino acids)
Biological process (GO): steroid metabolic process
Cellular component (GO): cytoplasm; membrane
Molecular function (GO): Delta24(24-1) sterol reductase activity; FAD binding
Source: RefSeq, a predicted model, not a curated record